Caenorhabditis angaria is the source of this 2338-nucleotide messenger RNA. Lineage: Eukaryota; Metazoa; Nematoda; Chromadorea; Rhabditida; Rhabditidae. The record is from the annotation of a GenBank genome assembly.
AUGAGCACAAGUGAAACAAUUGAAUUAUACGCGGGAUUGAUUUCAAAGCCAACUCUAACUGAACAACUUUUAUCAAGGCCUCCUUUUAAAUUCAUUGUCGAUAUUGUUACAAAUAUUAUUAAAUCAACGGGUUAUUUGAAGGUUAGUUACUGAAGUAGACGUUUUUUCAUGGAUCAAUAACUUUCCUGGGAGAAGAAACUAUUUUUUGGCUCAAAGAUACUCUGUAAUUUAUAACCCAAGAUCGUUAACUUUACUGGGUAGAUCAAAAAUGUUUUCUAACAUUAAGUUUUGUAAAUUUUAGUAUCAUCCCAAAGAGUAGGGAAAAUUUACGAGUAUCUACUCUGAACUAAAUGCAAUUCAAAACAUUGUCAAAUUUCCAGGACGAGUUUGAUAAAGAUGAGUUAGCUGCAGCUGGUACGGAUAAAACUUCAAAGGCGGCAUUUUUGGAUAAAUUAAUCAGUUUACUGAAUAAUGGUGACUUGGAAAAUGUGAAAUCUGCAAAAAUUAUCGCUGGUAAAGAUCCCGAGGAUACAAACAAGGUGUGUGUCUCGUUUCCAAAAAAUUUAAUAAUAUUUCGAAAUUGUUUGUUACAGCUUUUACAAAAAUUGGCAAAAAACGCGAAGAAUUCCGGGGGUGGUGAGAAAGAAAAGAAAAAGAAAAGCAAAGAUAAGGAUAAGGACAAAGACAAGGAAAAGGAUACAAAAGAGAAGAAAAGUAGUAGUAAGGAAAAAUCGAGUGAACGGAAAAGCAAACGAGUAAGAUUGCAAAAAAUAUUCCCACAAUCAUUUUUUUAUAAUUUUCAGGAUUCUAUAUCCACUUCUUCUGACGAAAAGAAAAAAGAAAAACGUGAAAAAUCAAAAAGUAAAGAUGAAAAAGAAAAAUCUUCGAAAAAAUCAUCUUCCUCGUCUUCUAAAGAACGCCAUAAAUCGAAAGAAAAGAAAAGUUCUGAAGAAAAUGGUAAAUCGGAAAAGAAAAAGAAAGACAAAGUUUUGAAACGAGGAGAUUCAAUGAUUGCCAUAAAUGGAGAUGUUCCACAUACACCAAAUGAAGAUCGACAAGAUGAAGGAUACGAUGAACAAGAAGGUCCCUCAAAUGUUAUGAUUAUGAAUGAUUCUGCAGAUUCAAGUUCUUUGUUGCAAGCAGCAACAUCGCCUGUGAAAACUGAUGAUAGCGGGAUGGGUGAUGAUAGCCCGCGUCCACCCCCGCCAGCAGAACGAGCUGCGCUAUUACGACAAGCAACUGGCGCAGCAAGGCCGAUGACAUCAAUGGGACGACCUGGAACAGCAGCAUCAAGGCCAGCCCCACCAAAAAUCAAGAAGAAACAAAUUGCUGUUGUCGAUUCAACACCCCAACCAGUAGGUUUUUAUGAUAGCUGAAGGGUUUUUUUCAAAACUUAAAUAAUAUGUUUAUAGGUGAUUGAACUGAAAUCCGAAAUUAUCACAGAUGGCCCAACCAAAGAAGAAGAUGAAAAUAAUUUUGUGAUGGAAGAAGAUGAAGUCGUCGAUGCUCCAGUUGUAACAUCUGAAACUGUUGAUGAAGAAGAUCGUGGUGCCUUGGUUCAAAAAAUAAUGGAGAAAAAGGCCGAAUUAGAAGAUGGUGCUGCUAACAAUCAAAACGCUGAUGACGGAGAUGAAACAACUGCAAUUGAGAGGGAGAAGGUGAUUUGAAGCCUAUUGAGAUAGAUUUCUAGGGGAGGUUAAAUUAUAUUUUUAGGUUCGUCAGCUUCAAGAUAAACUGCAAGACUUAACAAAAACUGCAUAUCCAUUGGCACGAUUGUUUGAUUUUGCGAAUGUGAGUUGGAAGAAUUUUUAAAUUUUGAAAAUAAUAAUUAUGAAUUUGUAGGAUGAUAUUGAAACAAUGAUCAAGGAAUUGGAAAAAUGGCGAAUUGAACAGAGAAAAAAUGAGUUGGAUGAACAAAAUAAAAAAGCAGCAGGUCUUGGAGAUAGUUCAAGGUAACAUUAUGAACUUGAAAAUGAAUCAGAGAAGCCUGGGGUUUUCCAUUGAAAACUUUGGAGUGAAAACCAAGAUUUGAAUUUUUUUUUAAUGAAACCUGGGGGAGGACUGAAUUUUUCCCUUGAUGUUCGAUAUAAAACGGUAUAAGUAUCUGGAAAAUUCUGAUUAGACAACAGAAGGUCAGAUCUAAUCAGUAUCCGAACUUUUAAAAAUCAGAUUCCAAAAUAAUCGUGAACGAUUUUCAAAGGUUUCUCAUUUCAGGUUGUAUGAAAUGAUAUCAAAUCUUCAACGAGAUAUAAAAGAUAUCAAGGAUGAACUAUCAGCAGCUCGUGGACGAGUUUUAGCAAAUGAAGAUAAAAUCAAAUUAUUAGUGUCAAAUAUCUGA